This is a messenger RNA of Phalaenopsis equestris, 2270 nucleotides long. RefSeq lists its product as uncharacterized. Lineage: Eukaryota; Viridiplantae; Streptophyta; Magnoliopsida; Asparagales; Orchidaceae. Bases 245 to 1876 code for a protein of 543 amino acids. The record is from RefSeq and is a predicted model, not a curated record. The transcript has 3 exons. Gene Ontology annotation, molecular function: acetylglucosaminyltransferase activity.
AAUAAUGCUCCUCCUCCUACGCUCAACUUUUCCUUAUCUUCUCCCCCUCCCCCUCCUUUUCCGCUGAUCCUCACCUCAGUGCCUCCCCUCCAUCCCUCCCUCCAUCCCUCCCUCCCUCUUCCAAAUGCCGAACAAAAUCCUUCUGAUCUGUCUCCCCUUCCUCUCGCGGUAGUCUUCUGGGUGAGAUCUCCGAAAACCCCGAGAGAGAGAGACGAAGAAAAAAGGUUCUUUGGCGCUGGUUUCCAUGAAAGGAGGUGGAAACUACAAGGAAACCAGCUCCGACGCCUUCCCUGCCUCCGUCGCCAAGCAACAUCAAUGGGCUAAAGCCUCGCCAGCCAAAUGGAUCUCGCCCUCGUUCCGAUUCUUCUCCUCCAGGUCUCUCGUCUGCAUCGUAUUCUUCACCUGCCUUUGCAUUUUCUACAUCCUCACCUUCUCCGCUUUCCCCUUCUCCUCCUGCUCCAACAGUCAAAUCUCCAUCUCCGAUUCCGACCAUCCCGGCCACUUAAUCCGCCUCUCCUCUUCAAACUCCUCUUUCAUUCCAUCUCCCCUUCCCGCUUCCCAUCCUCCCCCGGUUACUUUCUCGCCACCACCACCAUCAGUGGAAACUUCCACGGGACUCAACCACAUUGUGUUCGGCAUCGCAGCGUCGGCCAAUUUUUGGCAGAAACGCAAAGAAUACAUCAAAAUAUGGUGGCGACCCCGCCAAAUGCGGGGCUACGUCUGGCUCGAUUCACCCGUUAAUGAACCAAAAUCCUCCGCCGCCUCCCUCCCCGCCAUUAAAAUAUCAGCAGACUCCUCCAAAUUCCCUUACAGCCACAAACAAGGCAGCCGCUCUGCUCUCCGCAUAUCCCGCAUCGUCUCCGAAACCGUCCGCCUCGGCCUUGACAACGUUCGGUGGUUCGUAAUGGGGGAUGACGACACCGUCUUCUUCCCCGACAACCUCGUCCGCGUUCUCAACAAGUUCGAUUAUCGGCAACCAUACUACAUUGGUUCCUACUCAGAGAGCCAUCUCCAAAACAUCAUCUUUUCAUACAGCAUGGCUUACGGCGGCGGCGGAUUCGCCAUUAGCCGUCCGCUUGCGGUUGCCCUUUCUCGAAUGCAAGACCGGUGUAUACACAGAUAUCCCGCGCUUUAUGGCAGCGACGAUCGCAUCCAGGCAUGUAUGGCUGAGCUCGGCGUUCCUCUCACACGCCAUUCAGGAUUUCAUCAGUUUGAUGUCUACGGUGAUCUCCUCGGCCUUCUCGCCGCGCAUCCCGUUGCACCGCUGGUUAGUCUCCAUCACCUCGAUCUAGUCGAAGCUAUCUUUCCAAACUCGGAGUCUCACCCUGCGGCCGUCCGGCAACUGUUUGAAGGCCCUGUGCGGCUGGAUUCUGCAGGAGUAAUGCAGCAGUCGAUUUGCUAUGUUUCCCAUCGGCACUGGACGGUGUCUGUAUCGUGGGGUUUUGUCGUGCAGGUAGUGAGGGGGAUUAUUUCGCCAAGAGAGAUGGAGACUCCUGCGAGAACUUUUCUUAACUGGUAUCGCCGGGCAGAUUACACGGCUUACGCAUUCAACACUCGUCCCGUCGCGCGCAAUCCUUGUCAAAAACCAUUCCUUUACUAUCUUUCUUCAGCUUCAUACGAUAAUUCUCGCCACACUACUGUGACUCGCUACCUCCUUUACAAGGAUCCCCGUCCUCCGGUCUGCCGCUGGAAAAUAGCGAAUCCGUCCACGCUUGUUGAUGAAGUCGUCGUCUACAAGAAACCGGACCCUCUUCUCUGGGACAGAGCGCCGAGGAGAAAUUGUUGCAGGGUUCUUCCGUCUUCUAAAGCGGGGAAGAGGAUGAUGGCCAUAGAGGUUGGCCUUUGUCGUGACGGGGAGCUUGCCGGGACUAACUAGACUCUUCUUUCCUUGGUCCCCCUUCCUCUGGUACGUCUUCCAUACGUACUAGUAAGUAAAAGAUGGAAACUUGAUUCUCUUCUCCUUUCGUCAGAUCAUGGAUUCAUCAGAAAGGAUAGAGGUAUGAAUUCGCUAAUCAACAUGCGGUAGAAGCUAGAUUUGAUAGAGAGAGAGAGAGAGAGAGAGAGAGAGAGAGAUUCAUGCCAUGUGAGUUCUGCUGUUAGGAGUAUUACUCAAUUAUUUAUUCUUUCUCGCCGGCAUCAUGGCUCUUCCAAAUCUCUUAAUGUCAUUGCCCGCCGCUCAUAAUGUACUCGUUUUUUCAUGCUUUUUGCACAGUUUCCACUUUUUUUUUUCUUUAUAAAAACAGUUUUUUUAAGUCAAAAACGUAGCUGUA